AUGCAGACCAGGAUAAUUCCUGCCGGAUCUUCACCAUAUGCUACCCAGCCCUGUUCUCAAUCGGAGCUAUCGAAACCUACCAAUACAGGUAUGAUCAUGCUCUUCCUGUGCGGUGAGGGUUCUGUAUUCGACCAGAAGGAGCUAACCUGCGUGGAGGAAUCAACCGCCAUCCCUUGCCAAGAAUCCUCCAGUUAUUACUACAGGAAUGAAGAAUUCGUUGCUCCAACCUGGAAGGUAGAGCCAGAGGAUGCGUCAGUGGUUGUUGGAGAAGACCUGUUGCUGCCUUGUGCCGCCAACGGGUCUCCGACGCCCACGAUCACUUGGCGCAGGGCGGAAGGCGCUGUUCCAAGGCAAUACCGCCCUGUGACUUCCCUUGGAGAUAAUGUCAGAGUGAGUUCCAACAGCAGCCUCAUAGUGCAGAACAUUAAGAGGAACCAGGGAGGAGAGUUUCUGUGCAGUGCUUCGAAUGAUGUCGGGUCAGACCUUUCUAAAUCUAUAAGAGUUACUGUAAGAGUCACAUGCACUAGUUAUAACGACACAAGAACAGGCUAUCUGGCGGUGCUGAGGGUGACCCUCCGGCCUGGCCCCGGAGAGGCAGAAACCGGGUCGGCUCGUCGAGGUGUGAGGGAGAAUGAGAAUGAGAUCCUUGAGUCAGCUUGA
Messenger RNA from Penaeus vannamei (Pacific white shrimp), 660 nucleotides. The record is from RefSeq and is a predicted model, not a curated record. Lineage: Eukaryota; Metazoa; Arthropoda; Malacostraca; Decapoda; Penaeidae.